Schizophyllum commune H4-8 is the source of this 2237-nucleotide messenger RNA. RefSeq names its product NPR2-domain-containing protein. The record is from RefSeq and is a predicted model, not a curated record. Bases 120 to 2237 code for a protein of 705 amino acids. NCBI's taxonomy places the organism in Eukaryota, Fungi, Basidiomycota, Agaricomycetes, Agaricales, Schizophyllaceae. Gene Ontology annotation, cellular component: GATOR1 complex; vacuolar membrane. Gene Ontology annotation, biological process: positive regulation of autophagy; negative regulation of TORC1 signaling. The transcript has 6 exons. Gene Ontology annotation, molecular function: GTPase activator activity.
GACCUCGACCGCCAGCUAGGGUCCAGUCCACCCUUUGGCCGUCUCUUUCUUCCCUUUAUAAGUCAGCGGUGAUACUCAACUGCAAGCUUCCGGUGGUCUGUCUGCACUUUUGGCGAAAUAUGCCUUCCGAAGGAGACUCCUUCCUUCCACGGAUCCAGUCCGUUUUCUACGCUGUCUUCGACGUUCAGAAGGGCCCAAAAAUCGUAUACCAAGUCCCCGAGGGCCUUAUCGCAACAAGUGGUCCCUCUAACCCUGCUCUAGGCGCUGUAUACCCUUCUGCGCCUCCGACGCCAUCCAUCGAGACACCACCCUCUGCCCAAACGCCUAGUGCUGCGUCACGCAACUCGAGCAUAUCUCUGGUAUCACCCGUCGACUACCAGCGGCCGAACUCGCGGAAUCUGUAUUCGCCCUCCCACAAGCAACGCUCGGGCUCUUCGAAUCGGAUAUUGUUCAACUUUGACGACAUAUCGAAGUAUGUGAUCCCGCCAAGUCCACUUUGCGGGAGACUGGUGACCUGCGCGACGAAGCACUAUCGAAUUGUGGGGCAUCCGGUAGCGCUGGAGGGAGCGCAGUACGAGCGGAACUACCUUUACUACAAUGUGUGCUUUGUCUUCGAGCGCUCGGCCGAUGUCAGCUGUUACGAGCCUAUCGUCCGCAAGGUCAACCGGGUUCUGACUUCAUGUGAGGAAGAGUCAAAGUACAUAUCUUGUCCGCCAACACCAGACGCCAUGCAAGCGAUCCUGGAACAGCUUUUCGAGGAUCUCAAUUCGUAUUCGGAGACAGCGAUUCCCAUCGACCACUUCAACUCGAUCCAGCUGAAGAUCUUUCCCUUCUAUCCGAAUCCUCCGCCGGUACAUGACUGGAUGGUCCCCGUCGCACUGAUCAAUCUGAAGAAAGCGGUUGAGGACGACUGGGAUCUGACCAUGGUAAAGAUCUGCAAAUUCAUCGAUGGCACGAACCAUGUCAGCAGGAUAGCGCAUCUCGCUGACUGCGACCCUGUUUUAACUCGCGAAGCUAUAUCGCACCUCUUGUAUUAUCAAGUCAUCAUGACCAUCGACAUCUUCCAGUUCUCCAACGUGUAUACACUUCGGCGAAGCAUCCAGUGGCUCGCGGAGGAACCGCACGUUAAGGAGGAGUGCGGUCCUUAUGUGACGCGGCCUGGGCAGAGGAUUCCUGACUGGCCUAAGCUGCUGCACCUCUAUUCACGCUUCCGAUCCGGGAAGACGGUCCAGCAAUGGAUGGAGGCCUACGAUGUGCAUGAGCUCGGCAUCGACGCCCGCCGUUUCACAAGCUUCGGCGUAAUCAAGGGCUUCCUCCGCCGCGUCCACCGCUGGCCCGUCCUCCUCCCGCCCCCAGCGCUCCACCACAACACGCCCGAAACCCCCAUAACCCCCCUUGACGCCACCGCCACCACCCGCAAGCGCGUCGCCAGCCUCUCCUCCCUCAGCCAGUACCCCGUCUUCUCCCCCGACGCCACGCCCACCCUCCCGCCCGCCGCGCACCAGGCGCAGCUCCUCUUCCGGGGCAACCUCGCCGGCGGCGCCUACCACCCCGCGCCGAACCUGGGCACCAGCACCCCGCCGACGCACGCGACGCUGUCGGGCGCGACGACGCCGACGCUGGCGAGUCCUGCGGUACCUGCCGUCGCGUCCCCCGUACCGGCGGAGGCGAGCGCGGACGUGCUGACCUAUGCGUUCGAUAUGUAUAGGGCGCGGCAGGCGUCGGCGGCGGAGCGGGCGCUGGAGCACCUAAGGAACAAGGACUCGGCGCAGACGAGGUGGAGCGCGCUGGCGGCGUCGGUAAGGCGGCCGGGGUCGCCGCUGAUGUCGCUGCCGCCGCUGGCGGGGAGGGCGCAGGAAAACGGGGGAAGGGGGCAAGAGCACGGGGCAAGAGGACCUGGCCUGGAAUCGCGGAGACAGUCCCUCAUGGCGCAAGGUCUCCCGCCGCCUUCGCCCAAUAUCAAGAUCAAGACAACCUCCGCUUCACACCGACAUCGACAAGCAGCCACAGGCGACUAUCGACAGCCCAACGCGGGUGACCCGCGCUGGGCACCCACCAGCGACCCCAAAAACUGCCCACCCGAGCUCAUCCCCCUCCUCGACGGCGAGCACCACACAGACGAGCUGAGUGUGCGCUUCGAGGCAGGCUGGCCGCUGCUACAGCAAUGGCUCGCGGUAGCGGGCGGGGGUACGGGUGAGGAUGGGGAUUUUGGGAGGGUUUGUGUGAUUUAUCGGUAG